AUGGCUUUACUGCGACUCGGUCAUCAAGUCCGCUCUCUUUUCGCUUCAUCAAGACCACCAGCACUCGUCUAUAACACCUCUAUACCUCUUGCAAUCACCCCUCCUCCCAACAACAACACCACUCUCAUAAGCAGCUCGACACAUACCUACAAUUACGACAUGACCACCGGGGUUGCUGCAAUGGGUGGCGACAUGCCGCCCCUGUUAUCAUUACCAAUGAAACGAAGCGACUCGAUGCAAUGGGCACUCGCACUCUUGCGUUACAUUGAGAAUGCCUACGCCGAAGACACUGCCAAAUAUGAACCAGAUGCCCAUGCACUUGAUGAACUACGCCAAGCUUGCUGCUUCAGUAAUGACCUUCAACAACCUGUCGAACCCACGCUUGCAGGUCUCGACCAACUCUUCACGUACUACUCCCAAGUGGUAUUUGUAUGCACUCGUUUCCCGGUGGAUGUAGGGCUUGAGUUUCCGUGGCACCCUGUGUUUCAGAACAAUUCCAAACCAGCACCAUUGAGCAACCUCAAUUAUGAGAAGGCCUGUGUCUUAUUCUGUAUUGGAGCCAUGUACAGUCAACUUGGAUGCAGAGAGAGUCGAAUAUCAACCGAUGGGAUACGCAAAUCAUGCAACUUUUUUCAACAUGCUGCUGGAUGCUUCAAGUAUAUCGACAAGGAGAUCAUCAGUGACUUUCGUGGAACUCCACCUCUUGAUAUCAGCUCAACCAGUCUACGUGCUUUGGUAUCAUUGAUGUUGGCACAAGCUCAAGAAUGUAUUUGGCAAAAAGCUAUGAUGGAGCAUAUGAAACCAGGCACUAUUGCACGAUUGGCGCUCAAGGUGGCAGAAUACUAUGAAUCGGCAUUGACAGAGCAUAAGCACGAUGGCGGUGGUGCUACGACGACAUCGAUUUUCACCAAUCAAUGGCAAACUUAUAUGCAGCUUAAAACGGCCUACUUUAAUGCUGUGGCACAGUAUCACAAAGCAAAUGAAUGCAUUUCACAAGGUCGAUAUGGCGAGGAGAUUGGACGUCUACGAUUAGCCGAGAUGCAUAAUCGCAAAGCACUGGAUUGCAUUGUUGGAUCAUUGGGUGGUGGAUUAUUCUUUGGCAGUAACACGAAUGGACUUGUGCAUGAAUCUUUCACCAAGAACGUGCGUGCAUUGGAAGAAUCGAUCGAACGUGAUUUGAUACGAGCAGAAAGAGACAAUGAUCUUGUAUACCUGGAACCCGUACCGGAUGCCACACAAUUGCCACCCAUCUUACGUUCUGAUAUGGUCAAACCAAUGAUACCCACAGGCGUCGUAGAUCCUGCUCAACGAUGGUCCACAUCGCAUGAACGUCCCAUGUUUGAAAAACUCGUGCCAUUCGCCGUACAUCAAGCAGCAAGUGUCUAUUCAGAUCGCAAGGAUUUUAUUAUCUCCAAUAGCAUUUGUGCUCCAUGCACCGAUGUCCAAGAAGAAUAUCAAAGAUUCUGUGAGCAAUUAAAGUUGCCUGCAUGCAUUGAUGUUGUGGAUCCAGAAACGGUGCCUGCAACACUUACUGCCUGUGCUGAAGAGGUGCAACAUGAAGGCGGUGGCCAAGCGAUACGUGACAUGCUCAACAAGGUGCAGCAAAUGUCCAUCAAAAACAUGCAGCUUGUGGAUGAUGGUUUCAACUUGCUUGAGGAAGAUAAUGAACAAGAUGAGAUCUUCAGGAGGCAAUACGGCAAUUUAUGGAAUCGACCUCCUUCUCAACAAUUGACUUCGACGCUUUUAUCACAAGGAUCCAAAUAUCAUGAUACAUUGCAAGCUGCUCAAAAGGCGGAUCGAAUUGUGCGUGCCAAAGUCAACAAUUGGGGCAAGGCUAUCGAUAUGCUUUCACAACCCGUGGCUGAGAUUAUCGCCAAUCUACCAACGGUGCGAGAUGAUUCUCAAUUUGAGCAGCUGGAUGAUAUUAUGCGACGACUACGUGGAUUGAUUCAUGAAGCUGAGGAAUGUGAGACGCGACAAAAGCGUGUCAUGGAAGAAGCGCAAUCGAUGGGUGCAGCAGAUGAUAUCUCGGAUGCAUUACUAGCCAAGGCUGCUGAAUUGACGGGUGGAUCAAGCGUGGUCAAAAUUGAACCUGAACAAUUCAAUCAAGUAUUCGAAGAAGAGCUCAAAAAGUAUGAUGGAUUACAAACCAGAGUCCAAGAAAGUUGUCACGAACAUGAACGCUUGAUGGCUCGAUUACAUGAAUUGCAUGAACACUUUCAGUUGGCGGUGCGAAACAAUCAUCAGCCAAUGGCCACCAAACGUGAAAAGGCGAUCCAGAACCUUGAACAAGCUUUUGUCAAAUUCAAAGAGAUUCGUACCAACCUCGUUGAAGGCAUCAAGUUUUAUUCCCAAUACAUCGAUACACUUACCAAGUUUCGAGAUGCAUGCGCUGACUUUGCUCUUGCAAGGCGUAUGGAGGCUUCAGAAUUGGCAAGGUAUUAUUAUUAUUGA
This is a messenger RNA of Lichtheimia ornata, 2454 nucleotides long. RefSeq lists its product as uncharacterized. NCBI's taxonomy places the organism in Eukaryota, Fungi, Mucoromycota, Mucoromycetes, Mucorales, Lichtheimiaceae. Bases 1 to 2454 code for a protein of 817 amino acids. Gene Ontology annotation, molecular function: protein binding. Gene Ontology annotation, cellular component: endosome. The record is from RefSeq and is a predicted model, not a curated record. The transcript has 6 exons.